Molecule: messenger RNA, 1768 nt
Organism: Acaromyces ingoldii
Lineage: Eukaryota; Fungi; Basidiomycota; Exobasidiomycetes; Exobasidiales; Cryptobasidiaceae
Product: MFS general substrate transporter
Exons: 7
Coding region: 176-1681 (501 amino acids)
Biological process (GO): transmembrane transport
Cellular component (GO): membrane
Molecular function (GO): transmembrane transporter activity
Source: RefSeq, a predicted model, not a curated record
CCCCUCUGUCGAUUCCCGACGAAAUUGUCGGAGAAGAGCAGGCGGAGCACGGGAAUUGGGCUUAGUCCCGUUCAAAAAAGUUGCGCUCACCAAAAUAAAUAAGAGCAUCUGUUCCUUUUCUCUCUUUUCCACGCAUCACCAAGACCACUCCUCGUAAUUGGUGCCUUCUCUGGCCAUGCCUUCGGAUAGCACACAUAUCGAGCGCCCGUCGCUGGGCGACAUUCCACGCAGCGAUGAUGUCGAAAAGUCAGCUGCUAGCCCCUCCACUUCUAAAGGAAAAGAGGAUCGUUACGUCGGAUGGGAUGGCGACGAUGAUCGGGACAACCCGCUCAAUUUCCCCAAGUGGAAAAAAUACACGAUUCUCGGUAUCGUCAAUCUUAGCUGCCUCAACGUAACCUGCGACUCGUCCGUCAUUGCAUCGGCAUAUGAGGGCAUCCAAAAGGACCUGCACGCCUCUCCUGAGGUGUCCAUCCUGUCCCUGUCCCUCUUUGUCCUUGGUCUGGCCCUCGGUCCCCUCCUUGUCGCCCCCAUGUCCGAGUUCUAUGGUCGAAGACCUAUCUACCUCAUCUCUUUCCUUGCGUUCUUCCUCCUCGGCUUUCCCGUCGCUUUUGCCAACAACCUGCCCGUCCUCUUCAUCUUCCGCUUCCUCACUGGCUUCGCCGGCUCCGCUUUUCUCAGCGUCGCUGGUGGCACCGUCUCGGACCUCUUCAAGCCUAAGGAGACAUUCUUGCCGAUGGCCGCAUUCACAUGCAUGACUUUCCUCGGCCCGGUCCUCGGGCCCGUCUACGGUGGAUUUAUCAAGCAGUUCUCUUCGCAAUGGCGGUGGACACUGUGGGUCCAGACGAUCUGGUCGUUCCUAGCCAUCAUCGCCAUCUUCUUCUUUGCGCCUGAAACCUAUGGACCCAUCGUCCUCGUCAAUCGGGCGCGACGCCUGCGUCGGGAGUCUGGUGGCCAGCACGACUACACAACCAGCCACGAAGAAUACAUGGCAACUCAAUCAGUUAUAAACACCAUCAGCGUCAACAUGGCCAAGAUUCCAAUGCUUCUGGCACUGGAGCCCAUGCUGACGAUUCUCUGCCUUUGGUGCGCUUUGCAUCUGGGAAUCAUCUACCUCUUCUUUGAGUUUUUCCCUCUCGUGUUCGGUCUGCAUGGCUUCAACGACUACCAAGAAGGCCUCUCCUUUUUGGGCUUGCUCGUAGCCAACGCUAUUGGCUUCUGCUCCAUGUUUUUCUGGCGCAACAGAUUCCUAGCGGCCGCCGAUCCGAAGACGGGCAUGCCCCCACCCGAGGCUCGUCUGCAGCCCGCCAUGGCCGGCGCAUUGCUCGCGCCUGUGGGGCUCUUUAUCUUUGCGUUCACGGCCUACGAGAAUGUUCACUGGAUUGGCCCCAUCAUUGGCUCGACCAUAUAUGGCAUUGGCGUUCUCUACGUCUUCUUUUCUGUCUUUAGCUACACUGUCGCAAAUUGGCGUCCCGUCGCAGCCUCAGCCAUGGGCGCCAACAGCAUGUUGAGAUGCUGUUUCGCCGCCGGUUUCCCCCUCUUUGCCGUGCAGAUGGCCCACAGGCUCAGCAACACGGGCGCUGUGGCGCUUCUCGCUGGUCUCAACUGCCUCAUGGUUCCGGUCCCAUUUGUUCUCUACAAGUACGGCCCAAAGAUCCGAGCCAAGAGCCGCUUCACGAGCUAAAAUGGAAGAGAGGAUGCCCGUACCUCAUAUAGAUUUGAGACCAUCACAACUACAAUUUACAACUUCUGAACUAGAUGCAUUGACGCC